AUGCUAUCCCUCGCCCGAAUCCAGCUCCCACAGACCCAAAUCAUAAAUGUCAUUGUCCGCGCGAUCUCCAAAACCCAACCAGCUCACGGAGGCUACCCACGCUUUCAAUCUCGAUCUUGGCCUGACGAAUGGCAGCAAUGUCCUUGGGAUGCGCCGCUCCCAAGACAGGGUCGUACUUUGCAUUGGCAUCCUCCAGCGUCUUCCCUUGUGCCAAGACCUUGUAGAAGGUGUGACUGUACAACGGCUGGUCUCACACCAGAGUUCCAUGAGCUCUUUGGGAGACAUGUUCUCUUGGGUACAUCGGAGGAGCAUUUGGCUGGUCGGCUCACGGUGGAAUUUGCCCUUGGUAUACUUACGACGGGUGUGUCCUCCCUGCUGCGCCGUCUCGUACGGUAG
Seminavis robusta is the source of this 396-nucleotide messenger RNA. Lineage: Eukaryota; Bacillariophyta; Bacillariophyceae; Naviculales; Naviculaceae. The record is from the annotation of a GenBank genome assembly.